This is a messenger RNA of Cydia pomonella (codling moth), 3457 nucleotides long. It is a transcript of the gene tup, whose product is annotated as insulin gene enhancer protein ISL-1. Gene Ontology annotation, biological process: neuron fate specification; positive regulation of transcription by RNA polymerase II; axonogenesis. Lineage: Eukaryota; Metazoa; Arthropoda; Insecta; Lepidoptera; Tortricidae. The transcript has 9 exons. Gene Ontology annotation, molecular function: cis-regulatory region sequence-specific DNA binding; DNA-binding transcription factor activity, RNA polymerase II-specific. The coding region runs from base 650 to 1834 and encodes 394 amino acids. Gene Ontology annotation, cellular component: nucleus. The record is from RefSeq and is a predicted model, not a curated record.
AUAAAAAUAAUAAACACUGGCGAAGGAACAAGCAAAAAUCAAGUCACGAUUAACAAAAACAAACCAGCUAAAACACGAGAGAUUAACAUGGUCAGAUUAAAAAAUAAAGUCAGAAAAAGGAGCUCACGGAUCAAAACCAUAAAUCAUGCUCAUUAUAUCCGAACCGGAUUAUUUUUUACCGAAGGAAAUGUUCAAAAAAGCAUCAAAAGGCUAUAAGGGAAGCGCCAUUUUGUGAGGGUACCUUCGAUCGGGGCGGGAAAACAGGAAGGUGGUGACCAAUAGAAUCACUCGCUUUCAAAAGGCGUUCUAAAAUCCAACCAAUAAGCGAAAAGGUCGAUCCACUCAUGCGCUCUGGCGUCGAUCCAUAGAAUUAUAGAUAUAGCACGGCAGUAUGGGCUUGGCCGCUGCCGCGACAGGACGCGCAUGUCUGUACAAAAACAUUUUUGUAAAAAAAAUAUGUCGAAGUGCCUCAAAAAUUAAAACUAGUGAAUACUAUUUUGGUGUAUUAAGUUAUUUCAACCUUAGUGUUUGGUCUUUUUAAGUGUCCACCUGACAAUAAUAGAGCUUACUGAUAGUCUUAUAAGGCGUCAAGAUUGCUAAGAAGAAGGUAAAACGUUGUCGCACGGAGUUGGCGGUGAGCGAGGGCGUGAUGGUGAUGGCAAGCGGCGGCGGCGGACUGGUGCAGUCCCCGCCCGACAUGCUGCAUCACCACAACCUCAUGGAUACCUCAAGCCACGUCGAGAUGAUGCCCAAAAAGCUCCGGCUGUCGUUAUGCGUCGGGUGCGGCGGGCAGAUCCACGACCAAUACAUCCUCAGGGUAGCGCCCGACCUGGAGUGGCACGCCGCCUGCCUCAAGUGCCAGGAGUGCCGCCAGUUCCUCGACGAGAGCUGCACGUGCUUCGUCAGGGACGGCAAGACCUACUGCAAGCGGGACUACACUAGGUUAUUCGGCACAAAGUGCGACAAGUGCGGAUCGUCGUUUAGCAAGAACGACUUCGUAAUGCGAGCGAAGACGAAAAUCUACCACAUCGACUGCUUCCGCUGCUGCGCCUGCGCGAGGCAACUAAUACCUGGAGACGAAUUCGCGUUGAGAGAAGGCGGUGCUUUAUACUGUAGAGAAGACCACGAUGUUUUGGAAAAGACUGCGAACACGAGCAGUGGCAGUGGCGCCGAGAGCAAUAACAACACCACCCUUAGCAACAACAACUCACACCAUCCACACGAGUUGGGCUCUAUGUCGGAUUCUGGCAGUGAGUCAGGGUCACACAAAAGCGGCAGGGCGCGGACUACUGCUGCAGCAGAUGGAAAACCGACGAGAGUUCGUACUGUACUUAAUGAAAAACAACUACAUACGCUUAGAACUUGCUACGCGGCUAACCCGCGCCCCGAUGCUCUGAUGAAGGAACAGUUAGUGGAAAUGACUGGACUCAGUCCCAGAGUCAUAAGAGUUUGGUUCCAGAACAAGCGUUGUAAAGAUAAGAAAAAAACUAUACAGUUGAAAAUGCAGAUGCAGCAGGAGAAGGUGGAAGGCCGCCGCAUGGGGUACAUGUCGAUGGGCGUGCCGCUCGUAGCGGGCUCGCCGGUGCGGCAUGAGCCGGCGGGCAGCCUGGCGCUGGAGGUGACGGCGUAUCAGCCGCCCUGGAAGGCGUUGUCGGACUUUGCUCUACACGCGGACUUGGACCGUGCGCCGCAUCACAGCGCGGCAUUUCAGCAGCUUGUAAAUCAGAUGCAUGGUUACGACGUGCCAUCGUUGCCACCUCCACGGCCGCCUCACGGCGAGGACAACUACGUAACCUACCUCGAGAGUGAUGACAGCUUGCCGCCUUCACCCUAGUGCACCCUAACAUAAUGGCCGCAAGGCCAGCAAAUUAAUGCUGUCUGACUGAAAAUAAACAGUGCGUGGUACAGGAAAAAUAUUCGCAAAUACCAUGACAUUAGAUGAAAUGUUAACGGUGCCGAUCAAAUAUUCGUUUAAUGCCUAUCACAGUAUCUUCAGUCAGGCUUCAUUUUCAAUGGACUUUAAAAUUGAAACACACAGGAAAUCAUACAGUUAGCGUUAAAUGUUCGUCUUUGUUUAUGGGAAUUGAAUGUAGGGGAUAGUGCAAGAUUAAUUCUAUAUUCUUUUUUAUAUUCGUGGUUUAAUAAGUUAUUGAUUUUGAAAUUAAAAUCUGCCCGUAAUAUAUGUCGUCUGAGCACUUUCUCUAGAGCACGUGAUAACUUUUUUUUACUUAUAACCAACCAAAUACUAACAACUCUAAUAAGUAAAAUUAGUUCUACGAAAGCAAUACACAAUAUCCUUUGUUAUUAUUGUAGGUAAGACACUACAUAACAUACCUACUGAACAUUUGCAGUAGACAAGUUAUUGAACUGCGCGUUCGUAAGUAAAUGGGAUGCGCUGGUAAGAAAGUAAAUGGGAUAAUUUUAAGGCCGAUAAAAUUAUCCCAUUUACCUACAUACCAGCGUAUAGGGAAGAGUAAAUUAUGAAAGAUAGUUUACCAGUUACCUCCAUAGAAGGCUGUAUCCUCGAAAACUAAAAGCGUGGUAGAAAUGAUAGCGUUGUCCCAUGACUGUAAAGCAAUUCUAUUUAGCCUGUGUUGUAGUUUACGUCAAAUAUUUUAUAGAUUUUUUUCUACUUGAGAAACCUACUUGUUUCCAUGGGAUGUUGAUAUCAAUGGAAUGGAGGUUCUCUUGAGUUAAGAUAAGACUCAAGAGUUCAGAAUCUUCAUUAAUUCUCUCUUCCCUGUAACGGGUUAAAUACAGUUUCUAACAAAAAUAAUGGGGGUCCGUUUAAUAGGAUAGCGAAUAUGCCCUUAAACGGAAUCCCCACUAUUUAUGAUACACCCUGUAUAAUGUAAACUAUUAAGAAUAAAUUUAAAUUGUAUAUUUGUUAAGUUAAAAGUAUUCAGAUAUACGUUAUAAUUAUAAUCUGCUUUUAUGUGAUGUUUACCAUUAGUUUAUUAAUAAUAAAUAAAUUAUGUAUUUUCAUAUUUUGAAUAAGUACCCUUUGUGUAUUUUUUACAUAAUUUAACUAAGAUCAAGAUCUGUUAGCCAUUGUCAUGUAUAUAGGUUUUGUGUACAUAUAAUGUAAAAAUUGCAUAUAAUAUACAUAAUUGAAUAAUUACUAUUAGCUACAUAAUAAUCAGUAUAACGUAGUUUAAGAGAACAAAAAUAAACUGCGUGUAUGUUCUAAAAAAAUAUGACAAUGAGUGUAAAAACAAGCCUUUGAAGUAACUUUUCUUAAAUAUUUCGGGAAAAAAAAAACGAUAAAAACAGUUACCCGCACAAUUUUCUACACAUUUUUAAUUUACAGAAAAACAAACAUUGCUUUUUUUGUUGUACAAUACAUUCAAUAAUUUAUAGAGAUUACCAACUUUUAAUUUAUUUUGUAGUUAAUAAAACUAUACAAUGUACCUACUUAGAUUGUGAGCAUAAUAAUAAAAAAAGAAUGAGUACUUAA